CAAGCAGGCGGGCUACUGGCUAACAAGUUGAUUCAAUAUCGGUGGUUUCUAGUCUUUAGAAACAUUGCCAGUAAUGUUAAGUUAAUUUUUAACCAAUUUAACUUCAAUAUCGGAUUAAGAUGACGUCGCUGGGCUGAGGAAGAGUCGAGGCAUCACCAACGGUCGCAGUAAUACACAGAUAUAAACAUUAUAACGUCGUCAGCUAACAGUUAGCAGACAAACUGAAUAUUUACAGGCAGACAUCCUCCAGGAGACCCCCGGCGAAACAAAGAGGCUGUGUUGUGAAUGUAAUGGUGCUUUCUGCUGCCUGAGCUGCAAGAGAUAUGCAGUCUUCGUAGCAGCACUGGCAGGCCUGACUCUGGAUUAACACGACCAUGGAGUCCUCCUCUGAGUCCCAGCAGGAGCCUGAGAAAACUUUGCACCAUGCAGAGUUGAGAGAGCAUCAUGCCACCUCCGCUGCCGUUGUGAGUGGGGAUGAAACCCUCCUUCUGACCCCAGGCAGGAUGAGCCAGCGCCAGGUGAAGGAGAGGGACAAGGAGAGGGAGAAGGAGGCGGGCCUCCAAACGCCCAACAGGGAACACGUUGCCACCCCCUCUAACCUGAGCCCGGGGGUCAGCUACAGCCAUGGUUUCGAGAGAGGGAAAGAGGACCUGUUGUCUCUGCCUUUAAAAGAGGACACACAUUCCAUAUCUAAGAGCAAGUCUGAAACAAAGUUGUACAAUGGCUCUGACAAGGAUGUGUCGGCAUCCGGAGGGAAGCUCACCAAAAAGGAGUCCCUCAAGGUGCAGAAGAAAAACUACAGGGAAGAAAAGAAGAGGGCGACCAAGGAGCUGCUCAGCACCAUCACUGACCCCUCUGUCAUUGUCAUGGCCGACUGGUUAAAGAUCCGUGGCACUCUGAAGAGCUGGACCAAGCUGUGGUGUGUCCUGAAACCAGGCGUUCUUCUCAUCUAUAAAACCCACAAAAACGGACAGUGGGUGGGGACGGUGCUGCUGAAUGCCUGUGAGCUCAUUGAGAGGCCUUCCAAGAAGGACGGCUUCUGCUUCAAGCUGUUUCACCCGCUGGAGCAGUCCAUCUGGGCUGUCAAGGGCCCCAAAGGAGAAGCAGUCGGCUCCAUCACUCAGCCAUUACCCAGCAGCCACCUUAUCUUCAGGGCCGCGUCUGAGUCUGAUGGUCGAUGCUGGAUGGACGCCUUGGAGCUGGCCCUGAAGUGCUCCAGUCUGCUGAAGAGGACCAUGAUCCGUGAGGGCAAAGAGGACAUGAGCACUGUAGCCACCGGUGGAGAACACUCCAUAAAUUUCUACAGCCUCCUCCGAGCCCACAACAUCCACGGCUUCCAGUUCAAUGACAGCGACCAUUUAAAAGACCCAGACCUGUACUCAGACAAGUCAGACAGGGAGGGGGAGCAGGACCAUGAGGAGUCGGACCCAGAAGGCCUGGAGAAGAGCGAGGAGAGUGACAGUGACACAUCAGAACGCCAAGACGACUCUUACAUUGACCUGGAUCCUAAUGAGCAUCUACGGGAAACCUCUUACCUGGAGCAGUCCCACGAGGAGCUCGGAGAGGCUGGUGAAGCCGCACAGACAGAGACGGUAUCAGAGGAGAAUAAAUCUCUGAUCUGGACUCUGCUGAAGCAGGUGCGGCCUGGCAUGGAUCUGUCGAAGGUGGUGCUGCCCACCUUCAUUCUAGAACCAAGGUCGUUUCUGGACAAACUCUCUGACUACUACUACCAUGCAGACUUCCUGUCAGAGGCCGCAAUCGAAGAGAACGCCUACAACCGGAUGAAGAAAGUGGUGAAGUGGUACAUCUCUGGAUUUUACAAAAAGCCAAAGGGAUUGAAGAAGCCUUACAACCCCAUUAUUGGAGAGACGUACCGCUGCAUGUGGCUCCAUCAGAAGACCAACAGUAAGACGUUCUACAUCGCAGAACAGGUUUCCCACCAUCCUCCAGUGUCUGCUUUCUAUGUUAGCAACAGGAAGGAUGGAUUCUGUGUCAGUGGCAGCAUCCUCGCCAAGUCCAAAUUUUAUGGAAACUCUUUGUCGGCCAUAUUGGACGGGGAGGCUCGGCUAACAUUCCUAAACAGAGGAGAGGACUAUGUGAUGAACAUGCCGUACGCUCACUGUAAAGGCAUCCUGUACGGCACCAUGACCCUGGAGCUGGGCGGUGUAAUCUCCAUUGUGUGUGAGAAAACGGGCUACAGUGCUCAGCUGGAGUUCAAACUGAAGCCGUUCCUGGGCAGCAGCGAUAGCGUGAAUCAGGUCUCUGGGAAGAUCAAGCUUGGAAAGGAGGUGCUAGCUACACUAGAAGGACACUGGGACAGCGAGAUCUUCAUUAAUGACAAGAAGACGGGGACGUCGGACACAUUUUGGAAUCCAACUCCAGACCUGAGGCAGAGUCGACUGACACGCUGCACCGUCCCACCAGAAGAGCAGGGAGACCUGGAGUCAGAAAGGCUGUGGCAGCACGUGACCCGAGCCAUCAACAACAAGGACCAAACGGAGGCCACCAACGAGAAGUUCAUCCUGGAGGAGGUUCAGAGGAAAUCUGCGCGUGAGCGGAAGGCCAAAUGUGAGGAGUGGAUCCCCGCUCUGUUUGAGCAGGACCCAGUCACUGGGGAGUGGCAUUACAGAUAUGCCGACACGAGGCCCUGGGAUCCCCUCAACGACCUGAUCCAGUUUGAGAAAGACGGCUGUAUCCAGACCAAGGUCCGACACCGCACCCCUAUGGUACGUUCUGGCAGUCUUAUUAGUCUGAGUAACCAGGCGCCACGGAGGGACAAUUGCAAGUGCCAGGUAACGGUGCCAAAGAGGAAACACAAGAGUGACAAGCCGAAGAGCCCGGAGAGUGGCUGCUCGUCACCUGAACCCGACCGCCAAGACUCGUCUGGCAGCGAACGACACAAAAGCAAGCAUAACAGUCGGCUGAGGAAAAAAGGAGCAGACCUCAGUGAACUUCAAAGUGCCAUUGAAUCUAUAAAGCAGACGCAGGAGGACAUAAACAGGAGCAUCAGCGUGCUGCGGAGCCGUGCAGCCGGCCGAGCGGAGGGCGCCUCCUUCCUCCAGCAGCGCGACUACGUCGUCAUCGUGUUUCUGGUCCUCCUUCAGGUUCUGAUCAACUACGUCUUCAAGUAGCAGCCAUACCCCACAGAGAGAGUGGUGCCCUCAGACACACAGAAACACACUCCUGUCACACUCCCUGAACAUGAGGCGCCACAGGAUGGACAUCAAGACGUGAACUUUUACCACAGGAGUCUCACCAAACUCCUCCUCUCUUUCAUUCUUAAAUCACCAACACACGUCCAGAAAAGUGGAGCCUGAUACAUGAAAAGAGACUUUUAAAAACUUUAUUUUUAACCAGUUCAUUCCAAAAACUCUGGGGAGAUCCGCAGAUUUCAAAGAGGAGACGAGCAGCGAUAAGGAGGAAGACUUGGGGGUGCGAUAAAGUCUCGACUGCCACUCCGGAGCUCACUGAUUUGCCUUGAUGUAAGAGGCAAAAACAGCAGCUGUUUUUAGCUGCUGUUUGUUUUCUUUGAUUCACAUUUCACCUCAAACAACAGGGAACCUUUGAAACAUGAGGAGAUGAGUGCUACGACUCAGAUGGUAACAGACUUUUUAAGAAACACCUUUAAUUUUAAUGUUUUUUUAAUCAUUUUGUUUCCUUGCUUUGUGUGUCUUUUGUGAAUAGAAGUCUGCUUGGAACAAAAGUGGCGAUAAGGGAGACGAAAACAAAGUGGUCCAAUCUAUGUGACUUUUAUUUUUUUAUUAUCAGAUGAUUUUCUUAUUGGCUGGUGGAAAAAAAAGGAAGAGGGAGACGAUAACAAACGAUACAUUAAAAGGAACAGAAGCUAUAAUUUCUGCUGUAUAAUAACUAACUUCACAUUUUGCAGUCGAGUGUUUCAAAAAGAAGACAAAUGCCUGAAACGUCAUUAUAAUCUGUAGGUAGCAUGUACAGACAGAGGAGUGUUAGGACUUUAGCCCAUGUACAGUAUUUUGUCUUAAGGCACAAAUGCACUGGAAAUGUCUGAUAAAAACCGAAGGUCAAAAACAUUUUCUAGUGAGGUUUUUCCUGAUCUUCAGCAACCACUGCCUCAGUUUCAGGUCAAAAAUUUGAUGUUUUUAAUCCGUCUGCAGAGAUAAGCCAAGCAAGAUCAUCUGAGACCUAAAAACAAGAUUUGGAAAUAAAUUAAAAAAUCAGAUCUACACUUUUUCAGCAGAGUUAGAUAAAAGAGAUUGAUACCACUCAAAUAUAAGUACAUUUAAUAUGGCAAAUGCACUGCAAAAAUCAUACCCUAGCAAGUAAACUGUCAGAUUUCCUGUGAAAAUUAUCCAGUUCACGUUUAAGGUCAAUGUAUAGGUCAGUUCAAUUAUAGAGAGCUUUUGUGUCAAAGUGCUUUACAGGAAAAACUUAACACAGGGAACUUAUAAAACCACAAACUGAAAGAUUUUAACAAGGUAAGAGAAUUUGGGGGAUGGACAAAUAAAUAGUGUGCGUAUAGGAGAAUAACUUCAAAUCUUAUUAAACACAAAUGAUAAAUGAAUUCAGUGGACUAAAGUCAAGAAUACACCCAGAAAACAGGGUGUAUCACACCAGCAGUGGGUAAACAAUGCAGAGUUUCUUUGCUGAAUGUGGAAUGUGCAUUGCUGUGCUGAAUUUCAUUACUUAAUACUUUGGUUAUAUGCGAGGUUAAACUGUUACAGUCUUUAUGCAACGUCAUCCACAUCUUCUAGAUAAAAAAUCUUGAUAAUUUGCACUGUUUCUAUAAGAUGCUAUCAGAUCGCUCUUGUUAACAUCACAGUAAACAGCAUUAGCAGCAAGGAAGUAGCCACUAUUCACAACUCUAGUGGCUACUAGUGGCAGGUGACUGUAUUUCACUCUAGACAAAGCAUUUGACCAGGUUCUGGCCUUGGACUGAUUAAAAUAUUAGGUAUAGAGGUUACCAAUUUUAGCCAUUAAGUCGGCUAACUGCAUGUAUCUCUUAACAUGCACGUACAGGCAUACCUCUUACACAGACUCACAAUGCCAUAGCUAAAAAUUAACUGUCUCAGACAGAGAUUGUGCAGCUACAGGCAUUAAGGCAUUCACAAUAUAAGACUGGAUCAUAGUUCCCGACUCUAAUUCCUUGGAGCCUCUGCUGCUUGUAUCUCAGAUAAGCUGAGCCUCCACCCAGGACUCAGAUGAUAAAACCUGCUGUCAAAAUUAGCACCAGUUUUGCUUGAUUUCAUUAAUAAAAUUCCAACAUAACUGACCUAAACACUCAUUAUCUUACCUUAGGAUCAUUGUACAAUCUAACGUGUUUUUUGUCAUUAUGAGCAAAUCUGACAAAACACACUUUGACAGAAACAUCUUUUUCAAGAUAUAUGAAGGGUUAAAAAAGGUCUGAAUUGCUUGCAAUAAGUUAAAAUGUCUGCAACUGUAGUUACGAAAUUUACUCAAAUUUGUCAGUAUGAUGCGUUUAUCUCUUUUUACGAGACACUAAAGCCAAAUUUGUUUGGUAAAAUGGUUGAUUUUUACUUACUGCAAGUAAUUCAAGCCUUGUGUUUUGCUUUUUGUGUCUUGAAAUGAUAUGCUGUUUGGACUUUUUAGUUAAAUAUGGAUCAUAUUUAUUGUAUUAAGAUAUUCUUAAAAAUAACUAGAGAACUGGACUUGCUAAGAUGUGAGAUUUUGCAGUGGAGUUAGUUUAGCUUAACAUAAAGACAGGAAAAGGCCUAGAAGAUCUGGUUGCAGACCUCUAUGGUGGGGCGUUCGACUUCAGACCUCUACAGUCGGGCGACCUUGACCGUGGCCUAGGAAGUGGUGCACAUUACCCAAGCCGGAACCAGAAUGACGUAUAUUUUCUGCUCUCUGUCAGAGGUUAUGAUAACUGGCUGUUUUUCACAACAGCAGACUUUUCUGAAUCAAUAUUGAAAAAUUUACUGAGGGGGAUAAAUUGACAUUUAACAUGACACAAACCAAGGAAAACCCAAAAAGGGUGAGGGUUAGGCACCUGAACCCUAAGGGUUAGGGUAAAGGAGAUGAAAUUAAAAAUUAAAAGUCACAAACCAUGGAAAAACCUGCAACAGAUGAGCCCAAACGCAUCAGCAUAGAUGUCUGCAGUCAGAUGCUGCCUGGAAAAGGAGAAAACAGUUAGUUUGCUGUUUGAAGCCUACAUUAUAGCUUAUUUGGAUAUGCAUCACAAAGAAUCUGUUUUUGUCAACAAGUCACUGGGGUAGAAGCUAAUCAAAGCUUGCUAUGUCCUACAUCACACACCACAUUCAGAAUUAUUUUACUCAGAAUUUAACCAUGAUUUUCAGGACCAGCAUCUGACAAAUAGAAGAUCUGAAGCCAGUGAUUGAAACAAAAAUAGAUUUAGUAAGUAAGCAGGUCCUUUUCUCAUUGAUGUCGGUACAAUCUGACUCAUUUAUGCAGCCAGCAGAGUGCUCCAAAUAAAGCAAGAAGUAGGGCAAUUUUUAAUUGACUUCUUUUGCAAGUUGCUUGCACAAAAGUUGCAUCAUCUUUUAGUCAAGCUGACUAAGCUGACUCAUUUUACUCUAAAAAUAGAGCAGAAUCAAUCUCCUAAUCUAACUCAUGGUGAAAAAGUAAAUCAAUACACAGCUCAGAAAAGAUUCUGUUACCUUAUAUUGAAUAUAUAUAAUUUCAGAGUCAAGCUUGCAUCCAUUUAAACAGAAAACGAAGUUAUUCCGACUCCAUGUGAAGCCAUGGCAGAGACGCCUAAACACUCCUUUUAGCUGCCGUCUGCAGCUCCAUCAGGUCAAGUGAUCACUUCCAGUGCUUUUGCGCCUCAGUUGUUCACCAGGAAAAACUAGAUUAGAAACUUUAGUAAGCCACUAGUGGGAGGAGAAACUAGACUUUUUCUAAUUACUACUAUCGACAUAGUAACCAUUCCAAAUGUACGCAAGUACCAGCCAAACUCAGUGUGUAGUGUAGGCGUCGGCCCCGUUCACUGUGUAAAUAUACGACGGGCUGACGUGUUCUUCACCAGAAGCUCAACACGAUACGGACACUCCACGCUCUGUGCACAAGCCGGUCUUUACAACCGUGUGUGUCUUUUCUGUCCACUGCUCUGUAGAUUCACAUAGACAUGAGCAACAAUAAAUAUCAGAGAACCGGGGUACACCGUGAGAUCUCCAUCAAAAACCAAGCCAGUUGGUAUCAGGAAGCUGUUUUUAUUCUGGAUGUCCCAGUUUGUUGCCUUCACCUUUGGAAAGUUGGCUGAAUGAGCAAAUUUUUAUGAUUAAAUGACACUUAAACAGUGAAACAAGACUGAGUGAUUUAUGAAAACUUCCAGAAUUAAGGCCUGUGUUUAUCAGCACUGUCAAGGAAAACUGACUUUAGUGAAAGUUGCCACAAGACCUUAUUCAGAGGUUAAGAAAUAGUCAGUGUCAAAGCUCAAGUAAUGCUUAUAUUGCCAUUUUUAAUUAAUAAAUUGGACUGUAUUAAAGAAAAGAAGUAAUGUAAUGAAUUAAAAGGCUUAAACACAGUUAUUAAAACUAUAAACUUUAAUGCUGAGUUCAUAAAACAAGUUAGAAUGAGCUUAUUUUUGAGUAGAUUCAGUGCCAACUAGUGGUGUCACCCCCCGGCUGGAUUUAUGUUAGAAUAAAGAAUAAAGAUGGCAGGCCCUCCUAAAAUGUUUUUUUUUUUUUUUUUUUCCAGAAGAAAGGCCACAUCCACUUCUUUUAUUUCAGUUAAUGCAAUGAAAUCUGCAAACAGGCUUGUAUGCAGAAAAGUGUGUUUGGUUUGCAGCAUCAAGCAAAGAUGAAGGCAUCAAACUGGCGCAUUUACACUACCCUGUUAAGUUUCAGUAACAUUUGAGGCAAUUAAAUAUUCUAUGACUCCUAUCAGAGCACCAUCAUGUCACGUCAUGAUGUCAGCCUUGUCGACGUUUACAUAUCCGAUUGCCUCCGCUGUCAGCAGACUGUUGAGUGAUAUUUAAAAAAAAAAAACCACAGGUGUAAAGAGAGACUUGUAGCACGGUCAAGAGCCAGCUGUACCCCCCUGUAAGUUACCCGGCUGGCCCGUGUGUAUCUGUAUGUGUAUUUUUGUGUAUCCUCAUUGCCUCGAUCGUUCAUCUUAAAUCUAGAUGUUAGAAUGUGGAGAAUUAAAACAGUGCCUUUCUAGAGUCAGACUGGGGAGGGGGUAGAUCGAGGGUUUAGAGGAGGUCAGCGGGAGUGUUGGAGGUGUGAUGUGGAGCGUGAAUACAGUAAAAAUCUUGAGGUAAAGAAGGGAAUAAUCUGGGAUAAAGAUAUUAGACGCUUCCAGGACUUUGGCCAAUUUGUUCAAAAUAAAUCCAAAGCAAAAUAUCAAACAUGUUUAAUAGAUAUGAUUUGAUUUGGGAGGCUCAAAUUUAUACAAGAGAAGAGAAUUUCCACAUCAAACCUUUUGAAAAACUUGGCCUAGGACUGGAACUUUUGCAUAAACUUUAGCCAUGAUAGAUUUUUAGAGCGAACGUGCCAUACGAAGCCUUAGAAACAAGUCUCCACACCUCACCUCCACCUCCUGCUCCUCCUCCUUCUUAAGCGUCGCCACAGCAUCACACCUGUAGGUUUUCCGCACGCUGAAUCCUGCCACGGGAGGGAAAGAGAGUGGAGAGAGCGAUCCCUCCUCUACAUCCUCUCUCGCUCUCUCAAACACCAAAAUUCAGAGGGAAAUAAAACAUCUCUGCGCUCUGUUGUUGUUGCUGUAUCUGUAAAAUAUGUUCACAUUUUAUUUAUUCCUCUUUUAUAUGUGGGUUUAUGUUGUUUUUUUCUGCUUAUAGCAUAAGGUCACUGUAAUUUUUCUUGUUUUUUCAACGCUGAUUUUGAAAUCAGAGAUGCGUGGUUUUUAUUACUCUCAAUGUUACAACAAAGCGACUGUCCUCAACUUGUGCACACUGUCAACUCCCCCGUCCCCUUCGCCCUGAAUUUAUCCACCCACCUACCCACAAUUUUCCACUUCAAGUACCUGAAUAUAUUUACUGUAUCUCCAUUGACGCUAUAACUUCCAAAAUGUAACAUAACACAGAAUAAAAUAAAUGACAUCCUGAG
Cheilinus undulatus (humphead wrasse) is the source of this 9020-nucleotide messenger RNA. It is a transcript of the gene osbpl8, whose product is annotated as oxysterol binding protein-like 8. Gene Ontology annotation, cellular component: membrane; cytosol; intracellular membrane-bounded organelle. The coding region runs from base 375 to 3131 and encodes 918 amino acids. Lineage: Eukaryota; Metazoa; Chordata; Actinopteri; Labriformes; Labridae. The transcript is spliced from 25 exons. The record is from RefSeq and is a predicted model, not a curated record. Gene Ontology annotation, molecular function: cholesterol binding.